Messenger RNA from Paracoccidioides lutzii Pb01, 681 nucleotides. RefSeq lists its product as hypothetical. The transcript is spliced from 3 exons. The record is from RefSeq and is a predicted model, not a curated record. The coding region runs from base 1 to 681 and encodes 226 amino acids.
AUGGACUAUCUCCUUGACAGGACCAAUAUCCACGAUGUCGUCACAAAGCUGAGUUUCUAUCUAGAUACCUAUCAAUGGGACAAGCUUAUUGACGAAGUAUUCAUCCCCAACGACCUCAUCAUCGACUAUACGCCAUCACUUGCCAACGAGGCCAUCGUGACGACAGCGACCCGGACGGUGGGACAGUGGAAAGGGCUUAUGGACGGGAUGGACACGGCACAGCAUAUUCCGAGUGCUCUGCUCAUCAGCCUGCCCCAACCGGGGCCCGAGACGGACGUGCCUCAAACGGCUUCUGUCACCUGCAACGUGACUGUGACUCUGGUUAGGAAGGACGCGGAGGGAGGCCCGCAGCUUUCGAACGGGGUGAGGGCCUUGAUCGCUUCCCAUGACUAUCUAUCAUCCCUCCUGUCCUUUAUUCGCGCCGUGACGGUUUUUCCCCUUUACUUGUAUUUGUAUUUCUCAUUUUUAUUUUUAUAUUUCCCCCUGUUUGGUGAUGGGACCCUGCGCGACAUUGACGCUGACAUGAAGCCUCCCGGUCGCCGUUAUCAGGGCCGCUAUGACAUCGACUUAAAACGGGUGUCGGAAGGAGGGAGCUCUGGAAAUCCAUGGCGGAUCACAAGGCUGAAGGCGAAGAUCUCGUGGUUUUCGGGGAAUAAGAAAUUGCUGGGGCUUGAAGAUUAG